Messenger RNA from Argiope bruennichi, 1293 nucleotides. RefSeq lists its product as uncharacterized. Lineage: Eukaryota; Metazoa; Arthropoda; Arachnida; Araneae; Araneidae. The coding region runs from base 1 to 1293 and encodes 430 amino acids. The transcript has a single exon. The record is from RefSeq and is a predicted model, not a curated record. Gene Ontology annotation, molecular function: zinc ion binding; nucleic acid binding.
AUGGCAAGCGCCGAGGUUGGACAAUUUCCAGAGCCGGUAACUACCAUCCCUUGUUGGGCUCCGUGGUGGGCGAUGCCGCCAGUCCUGAAUCACCAUCAAUGUCAUAUGGGCUCUUCUUCUAACGUCACUGUAGCAUCAUCCAAUUCUCGUUUCAUGAUCAUUAGCACUCAAAACACCUUUCAUAGAGUUUCUCCUUUUCUGAUAAACAAAUUAAUCCAGUCUACAAUUGGUGAAGUACAGAAUAUUAAAAAACUACGCUCUGGUGACCUUCUGUUGCAGACGUCGGAAAAACAAGCUGUUCUUAUUGGCAAACUUACCAAAUUGGGAGAUUUCCCUAUUCAAACAGCUUUGCAUAAAACUUUAAAUUUUUCACGUGGGGUUAUUUCUGAGCCAGAUCUCAUCGACUUGUCUGAUGAAGAUCUCGUCACAGAAUUUUCUGAUCAGAAAGUAUGUGCCGCGCGUCGUAUUAACGUCCGACGUGACGGUCAACUUAUACCAACAAAGCACAUUGUCUUAACUUUUCAAACGCCAGUUCUUCCAAAAUCAAUUAAAGCAGGAUACCAAAUUUGUAGAGUUCGGCCAUACAUACCUAACCCUCUUAGGUGUUUUAAAUGUCAAAGGUACGGCCAUUCCCAACAAGCAUGUCGCAGUAAAACCACCAUGUGUGCGAAAUGUGCUGAACCUGGACAUGACAUAAACAAUUGCAUUUCAGACACCAUGAAAUGUGUCAAUUGCUCUGGGCCUCAUACCUCUUUCUCAAAGUCUUGCCCUAAAUGGACUCUAGAGAAGGAAGUAAUAUCCACGAAAAUACGGAAAAACAUAUCCUUUGCAGAAGCGAGAAAAUUGAUAAAUGACAGAACUCCAAAAGUUGGUGUCUCUUUUUCUGGUGCCCUUAAAGCAACACUAAUUUGUAGUAGUGCUCAAACCGAUUCUCGCAUUACUCAGUUACCACCCACUAGUUCAAUUUCAAAUGAAACUACAAAAUUGCCAGAGGUGUCCUCUGUUUCUUCGCUGUCAUCCAAUUGCCCUGCAAUGGAUAAAAUCACCAAACGCAAUCGUAAUAAUAAAACAAAAAUUUCCACGUCAUCAUCUCAUAAAUUUUGGCAAGUACACUCAAAGCAAAGAACGAAAAAGAAAGCGCUAAUGAAUCGACAUCCUGUAGCAGAGGAUUUCUUAAAAACUUAUACAUCAUCUUCUGAAUUCUCCGAUAUGGAGUUAGACCCAUCUACUAUCUCUAAAAACCAAUCAGGUGGGGAAAAAAAGAAAAAACCUCCAGAUAAAUCCCAAUCUUGA